Messenger RNA from Contarinia nasturtii (swede midge), 3859 nucleotides. It is a transcript of the gene FAM21, whose product is annotated as WASH complex subunit 2. The coding region runs from base 142 to 3732 and encodes 1196 amino acids. Lineage: Eukaryota; Metazoa; Arthropoda; Insecta; Diptera; Cecidomyiidae. The transcript is spliced from 8 exons. The record is from RefSeq and is a predicted model, not a curated record.
UAAACAAAUCAAUUUCAAUGAUGUAUAUCUAAAUAAAUUGUGUAUUUUAAUGAGUGAACUUUGUUUCAUCUUCAUAAAAUUUAGUUAAUGAAUUAGUUAAAAAGAAUUCAAUUUGUUUAUUAUUUUUAAAUUGAUGUAAAUAUGAGUGAUAAAGAUAAACCAUGGACAGCGGAUGAUAUUCGAUUGAAUGCCACCAAUUGGUCAUUGCAAUGUGAUGGAAAACUGUUGGAGUAUAUGCAGAAUUUAUCAAAGACCAUUCAAGAUCGAGGAAAUCGUACAACAUACAAUUUACAUACAUCAAUGUUGGAACUUGAUCGCACCAAAAUUACCUUAGAGAAUGCAACGAAUCAGCUGAUGGCAUUGCAACACAAACAGUUUAUUGAGAAUCGAGUUUAUGAUGAUGAUGAAACCAUCGCAAGUAUUGAGAAUGUUCCCACCACCGAUUCACAACAUAUUGAUGAGCCAAAACCGUCUGUGAUUGAAGCCCUACAAAAUGCUAUCGACACCGGAAUGCAAAUGGUUGAUAAAUAUUUCGAUAAGGUGACCUUUGAAUUGAGCGAUUCAGAUGAUGAUGAUGAUGGAGAAGUACAAAACAGCAUUGUUUUCCGACCAAAAAAUCUCUAUGAGCAUCGACCCUUGCCUUAUCUAAUCGGAUCGAAGGAAUGGCACGAAAAAUGGCAUAUCGGAUUGAUCGAUGAGGAAAGUGACGGUUCGGAUAAUGAGAGUUCAGUUUCGCUAUCGUCAUCAUCAGCUGAAUCAAUAUCGAGUAAUGUUCCAGUUUCACUGUCAGAAGCAGACAAUCCGAACGUUGUUCCAUCCAAAAAAUUGGCCGAUGUAAAAUUAUCAGAUAGUCAAGAUUUGUUCCACAGUUCAUCUGAUGAAAAUCUAUCUCGAUCGCUGCAUGAAUCAAUUGAAAAUAGCACAGCAUAUCACAAACAAAGUUUCGAAACAUCGAAAAUCGCACCAAAUGUCAAACCGGCCGAUUCAAAUGAAAUUAAAACGAAUAAUUCAAUAUUUAUGCCACAAAAACCGAUCGCAACCAGCCAUACCAUUCCAACGUUGAUCGAUUCGGAUCCACCUGAACUCGACGAUGUGCCCACGAUUAAAAAUGUUCAAAAGCCAGCAAAUCUAUUUUUAGACGAUGAAAAUGAUGUGGAUGACUAUAAUAUUUUCAAUGAUAAAAAUGCCAAGGGUGCCACGCAAAAAGAAAUUAAUCAAAAAGCUGUAACUACUCCAGGCCAAACAAAAUCGAUAAAUUUAUUUGCGGACGAUGAUGACGGUGAGAAUUUUGAUAGUUUUUUGCCAACCAAAACAACGAACAGCAUCUCGGCCACGCCACAAAAAAUGCCAACAAAGUUAACAAAUCUGUUCGAAGACGAUGAUGAUUUUGACGAUGAACUAUUUUUACAGCCGCCAGAGCAAAAAAACGCACAAAAACCACCCACAUCAAUCUUAUCGAAUACACCGAAAAAUAGCGUAUUUUUAUGCAAUCUGUUCAGCGAUGAACCGCCGGAAGAUGAUUUUGAUGUAAUAGCAACAUCAGCACCAAAACCAUCCACUUCCAAAGAUGCUGACCAAAAACCGAAAAUUGUUACAAGCCCCGAAAAGUCCACAAAAGUUUCAAGUGCCGUUGAACCACAACCAAAGAAAUCAACCGAUCUAUUUAGUAACAAAAUUAAUUUGUUCGACGACGAGGAAGAGGAAGAUCCAUUUGAGAAACUGAUUGCGAACAGUAAAAAUGAUAAUACAUCUGAUCAGAAAAAAUCAAGCAAAAUUCUUUUUGAUUCAAAAACCGAUAAAAUUGAUCGAAGUGAAAACGAAGAGGAAGCGACCACCACAAUUCAAUCAAGCAAAAAAUCGGAUAUAUUUAGUCCAGUUAAUUUGUUUAACGACGACACUCUUGAUGAUGAUGACCUUUUUGCAAAUAUCACAUCGCCAAAAGAUGGAUCUAAAGAAAAAACUGGCGAUAUUUCGAAGCAAAACACGGGAGAAUUCUAUAAUGACUUUUCCGACACAGUUACGAUACCAAAAUUGUCAAAAGAAAACGAAGAAAAUACACAACAUUCCGAAAAAAAAUUAACCAGUCCAAGUGAACCAAAGAAGGCUGCAAUUAGUGAAAUUGAUGGAUCGACCAGUGGCAAAGUAUCGUCGGGAUUGUUGAAAAAAAUCGACGUAUUUUCCAAUUCGGUUUCGAAUGUUAAAAAGGAAGAAACUACAACCGCUGCACGUCAACCGAAAAAACUGAACAUCACGCACAUGGAUAUAAAUGUAAAUGCUUUAUUACCUGGCGCCAAGCGCACUCAACCUUCCAAGAAAAGUGAUGACUUGAAUAAGGAGGAUGCGAACACUGAUGUCUCCGACACAACUAUAACCAGUCCAGUUAACAAAGUCGUGAAUGAGGAUAAUAUUGAUGGUUCGGGGCGUUUGGUCAAUUUAAAUCGAAAUCGACCAAAGAAUCUCUCAAGGCGCCCAUCGACACGGGCCGGCCGAAAGCAACAAUAUCAAAAGUCGCUGGAAGACGAGAAUCAUUCACAUAAAUCAACUGAGUCUACCGAUUAUGUCGACAACAUACCCGAAAUUAAAGAUAGCAUUCCAGUAGCACAAAAUCCUAUUCGAAUGAUUGCAGAUGGUUCAAGGUCAAGAACCGCUUCGGUUGAAGACGAACUAUUUGAAACUAAUUUAAUGCCGGAAGAUAAUGUAGUUGCACCAAAUGAACAAAGUGCAUUGAAUGAAUCAGAUUUUAUCGAAAAGAAACUCGUCGAACACGUGGAACCCGUCGAGCAAUCAAUGGCUCCAGAAAAUGAGAACUCAUUCUCGUUUCUCGAUGAAGAAGAAAACGAUGAUUUCUUGGACUUUCAGUCACCGGUUUCGCCCAAACUUAUCAAUGAGAACAAUGCUCCAUUUGUCAAAGCCACACCAGCAUAUAUUGAUGAAUUACCACCCGAUCUUGAUUUCGCUGAAGAAACGUCGCAAAACAAUAAAAGCAACAAUGCAACAUCAUACCUAUCGGAGAAUGCACUCAGUUUGUUCGAUGAUGAUGACGAAGAUGAUUAUAAUGAUGGAAUUUUCAGUACGGAGACUCCAAAACAAACUCCAUCUGAUGCAGCAACAAAAUUGAAAGAUGACUGGUCACCCGAUCUACCGAAUUCCAAUGUUCCAACACCAUCGAAUGUGAAAAAGUUGGCCGAUAAUGACGACAGUUUAGUCGAAGAUGAUCUUUUUGAUAGUCCAAUUACUACGGUGAUAAAAAACGAAUCGAACAAAAAACAACAACCAACCAAAACACUGUCAUCAAGUUCGGUGACAAAGCAAAAUCUUUUCGGCGACAAUGAUGACGAUGAUGAUCUAUUUGGUGGUCCACCUGCAAUCAUCGAACAGGUGAAAAAAGUUCAAUCGAAAAAACCGGCGUCAAAAAUAUUUAGCGAUGAUUCUUCCGAUGAUGAUUUAUUCGGUGGUAAAAUUAUCAAGAAAAGUCAGUCAAAACCACCGACCGUCACCGCGACAACAUCAAUGAAAACUCCCAAAAAUAACAAAGGUAACGAAAAAUUGUUCAGUGAUUCAGAAGACGAUGAUGAUGAUUUGUUUGGCACAAAGGUUAAACCAAAAGAUAAAAGUAAAAAAAUGCAACCAUCCGCCUCAUCGAAACCAGUAAAGGAGGACACACAAAAACCGGUAAAACUAUUAACGACCAGCACCGUUGAGAAUGAUCCGUUGGCCGAUUUGUUGAAGUAAAUUUUUAAUGUCAGUUUAUUCAAUUAUAGAGUGUUAUUGUGCACUUUAAACGCAAUGUGCCUUUUAACCCACAAUGAAAAUCCUUGUGAAAUUCAAUAAAGAAAUAAAAUACCAGCAUUUUUAUAAA